AUGGAUCCGGCACCUGAGAAGCACGACGUCGUAGUUUCCGAGAAGAACGAGGUUGUCGAACAAGUUACAACGAAAGUCGAUGAGGUCGUCAACCUUGUGCAUGAUGAAAGUCAGCAGCGAUACUCCCCAUGGACUUGGUCCAUGUGGAGGCUUUAUGGCUGCCUCUGGAUAGCUUAUCUUUGUGGCUGCUUGAAUGGCUUUGAUGGCAGCCUUAUGGGAGGUGUCAAUGCAAUGGAAAGCUACCAGAAGUAUUUCGAACUUGGACAAGCAAGCUCCGGUACAGGACUCGUCUUCGCCAUGUAUAACAUCGGCAGCAUACCCGCAGUCUUUUGUACAGGUCCGGUAAACGACUUGUUUGGCAGACGGUGGGGUAUGUUCACUGGAGCGCUUGUCAUCAUUGUCGGAACGUGCGUACAGGCGACAUCGCACAAUAUGGGUCAAUUUCUGGCUGGCCGCUUUAUCCUCGGAUUCGGAGUGUCAUUCUGCUGCGUCUCGGCCCCAUGCUAUGUGUCUGAGUUAGCGCAUCCACACUGGCGAGGCACACUUACCGGAUUCUACAAUUGUACGUGGUACAUCGGUUCCAUCGUCGCCGGAUGGGUCAUCGUUGGCUGCGAGUACAUGUCAUCGACAUACGCCUUUCGCGUUCCAAUUUGGUGCCAACUGAUCAGCUCAGUCUUCGUGGCCGUUGGUGUAUGGUUCAUUCCAGAAAGCCCUCGCUGGUUGAUGGCGAACGACCGAUAUGAAGAGGCUAUGAAUAUAUUGGCCAGAUAUCAUGGCGAAGGCAGCACUUCGCACCCAGUCGUAGAGAUGCAGCUCAAAGAGAUGGCACACCAGAUCAGUACUGAUGCGUCCGACAAGAAGUGGUGGGACUACCGGGAGCUUUUUAACACGCACUCCGCUAGACGGCGUCUAAUUUGUGUAAUCGGUAUGGCGAUGUUUGGUCAGCUCAGUGGGAACUCAGCAACUGGUUAUUAUCUACCAGUAAUGGCCAAGAAUGCUGGAAUCGACGACGCCCACACGCAGCUCAUCCUCAACGCCAUUUACCCAAUCAUCUGCUUCUUUGCGGCAACAGCAGGCGCUCGGUGCUGCGACGUUGUCGGCAGAAGGCCCCUGCUGCUGUACAGCAUAGUCUUCUGCUCGGCUUCGUUCCUUGUCAUUUUCGGGACGAGCAAACUAGUCAACGAUGAUCCGAGCAACACAAGCGCUGCAAACGCCUCAAUAGCGUUCAUCUACGUCUUUGGGAUAGUAUUCAGCUUCGGUUGGACACCAUUACAAUCGAUGUACAUCGCAGAGACGCUCCCAACAGCAACAAGAGCAAAGGGCACAGCGCUGGGCAACCUUGCCUCAAACGCCGCUGGUGCCAUCUCGAACUACGGCAUUGGUCCUGGCCUGAAUGCCAUUGGAUACUACUUCUACUUGGUUUUCGUGGGGUGGGACUUGAUCGAGUGGGCAGUCAUGUAUCUCUACUUUCCGGAAACCAAAGAUCGAACCCUUGAGGAGCUUAGUGAGGUAUUUGAGGCGAAGAAUCCGGUCAAGAAGUCGUUGGAGAAGCGAGGCACGAACACAGUACUCAGCACCAUGGGCUUGCAGGCAGAGCCCGUGCCCGGAACAGCAUGA
This is a messenger RNA of Pseudocercospora fijiensis CIRAD86, 1617 nucleotides long. RefSeq lists its product as uncharacterized. Gene Ontology annotation, cellular component: membrane. NCBI's taxonomy places the organism in Eukaryota, Fungi, Ascomycota, Dothideomycetes, Mycosphaerellales, Mycosphaerellaceae. Gene Ontology annotation, molecular function: carbohydrate:proton symporter activity. The record is from RefSeq and is a predicted model, not a curated record. Gene Ontology annotation, biological process: transmembrane transport; carbohydrate transport. Bases 1 to 1617 code for a protein of 538 amino acids. The transcript is spliced from 6 exons.